AUGUCUCCCGCCUUCGCCGCCCCUCCACCCCUCUUCUACCCUUCCUCGCACCUGCCACGCUCCGUCACCGCACGCCGCUCGAGCCGCAUCAGUAUGUCGACCCCCGCGCGGCGCGUCCUUGUCGCGAUUGGCAACGGGUCGGAGGAGAUCGAGACGGCAUGCGUGGUCGACACUCUCCGCCGCGCCGGCGCCGACGUGACGCUCGCCUCCGUCGAGCCGUCCGUGUCGGUGACCAUGUCGCGAGGCAUGGUCUUCCAGGCCGACCACACCGUCUCCUCUCUGUCGCCUCCCUUCGACGCCGUCGCGCUGCCGGGUGGCAUGCCGGGCGCACAGCGCCUCGCCGACUCGGCGCACUUGGCCAAGCUCGUCACGCACACGCGUGACAACGGGAAGGUCGUAGGCGCCAUCUGUGCCGCCCCGGCCGUGGUGUUGGCGGGACAGGGCGUGCUGGACGGGAAGAAUGCGACUUGUUAUCCUGCGCCCGCGUUUAGAGACAAGAUUCCCAACGUGGCCGAGGGGGACGUCGUCAGGGAUGGCCAGUUGAUCACGGCUACGGGGCCUGGGACGGCGCUCAAGUGGAGUUUGGAGAUUGUCGAGGCACUGUACGACAAGGCUAUGGCCGAUAAGCUUGCAGGCGAGAUGCUGGCGCCGCGUUAGUUGUGAGGUGCGAUGGUGUGAUCGUCAUUAAGGUUGUGGACAGGCUAGACUGCCGUUUGCUUUCGAGCGCUUUAAAAGAGCGCACCAUGCGCUGAUGUAACUAUUCC
Molecule: messenger RNA, 764 nt
Organism: Chondrus crispus (carragheen)
Lineage: Eukaryota; Rhodophyta; Florideophyceae; Gigartinales; Gigartinaceae
Exons: 2
Coding region: 1-657 (218 amino acids)
Biological process (GO): guanine deglycation, glyoxal removal; protein deglycation, glyoxal removal
Cellular component (GO): cytosol; nucleus
Molecular function (GO): protein deglycase activity
Source: RefSeq, a predicted model, not a curated record